This is a messenger RNA of Scophthalmus maximus (turbot), 2790 nucleotides long. It is a transcript of the gene misp3, whose product is annotated as MISP family member 3. Bases 180 to 1517 code for a protein of 445 amino acids. The record is from RefSeq and is a predicted model, not a curated record. The transcript has 3 exons. Lineage: Eukaryota; Metazoa; Chordata; Actinopteri; Pleuronectiformes; Scophthalmidae.
GUAGGGCGGGGGAAAGGACAGAGGGGGAACGCGAGCAAACAGGUGAAGAGGAAGGGCGGAAAGAGAGUGGACUUGAACGGAGUAAGGCAGAAGGGCAACACGGCAGAGGACUGUUAAGAUAUUCAAAAACAGAAGAAUAUAGCUGUGGUGUGUAUUUUCAACACAGGAAAGACCACAGAAUGGAGAGUGACUCGUGUGAUGACAGCCAAAGUGACAGUGGAGUAUCAGCAGACUUCUCCCCUUGCAGUACUUUGGAGGGCAACACCACCAUCUCCACAGGGACUCGAGCAACUGCACCCAAAGAGACGCCCAUUGAGAGGGAGAUCCGGCGGACUAUAGAGCGUGAACACAGCCUGAGAAGGUCCAGAGGACUUCCAAAUCCACCCACUUCCCCAGAGUAUGUAGAGAUUCCUUUAAGAAAAACUGUUCUCCAUCAGUCACUCACCACUAAUUCUGAGAAGUGCCAAGGCAAAGACAGGCAGUUUGCAGGCAAGAAAAUGCAGCAUGAGAUCCACGAGGAGGCCCAGAGGGAGCAGGAUCUGGUAAAGCUUGGGAAAGUUCCAGGUUUCUACGACAAAGGCACAGUUCGCCAACUCAAAGAGAGGAAACAGCUAUUUGAGGCCUUUCAGCAACCCAGUGACUCAACUUUGACUGUCUCAACCAGGAGUAAUCCCACAUCUUGGUCCUCAGCCAGUGACAUUUCAACUUUGGAGAACCAGGAGGAUACGUUUUCACAGACAUCCACCAUAGGAGGCUUAUAUGUGGGGAGGAGAGGGAGUGUAGACAUGCUUUAUCCCACAGAGAACCCCAUUGAAGCCAAGGGAGGGGAUAAAACCAGCUCAAAGCGAGAAAUUGGCUUCUCCAAGGGGACGAGUCGCCAGGUCAUCAUCGUAGACAAAAACCUGAGUGGCCCAGCACAGAAGCUCUACCAUGCCAAACAUGAGAUAGAGCCUGUCACCACAGUCGACUCUGGAAGACCAAACAUCUCGUCGUCUGGGACAGGAGAAGAUGGUGGGAUUAACAGGAGAUUGCAGGACAAGGACGAGGAGGAGGAGGAAGCACCCAAGGAUAACCCCUUUUUCAAGCUGCGCUCCUCGACAAAUGUAGUUAAAGUGGAGCAGGAUAUCCGGGAGGCUCAAGAGAGGGAGAAGGAUCUUCACAAGCAGAGGAUCAGUCUAUAUGGAGGAAGAGGGGUUGCAAAAGGGGGAGAAGGGGGAAGCGAAGCAGGAGAGAGGCCAGCCACUAUUGAAGAAAAGAUUCCUACAAUGUCAUCCUCCUCACUGAAUGGACUGGCUGUUCUUGACAUACCUGACUCAUCACCCAGGUGGAGGACUGGACCCUCAGCAGCACACCAGUCAGCUGGCAAGUUGAACAUAUGGCCCCCGGCCCAGGCUGAAGAGGAGAUGACUACUCAGCAAGAGUUCCUCCGGAUACCCCGGACCCCCAGGCAGAAGAACCCUCUGGUACAGCGCUGGGAGUCCGGCCUGGUCAAUGGACACAGUGAGGAAGAUGACUGAGGAGAUAAUGACGGACCAAGGUUUACAGAGACGUUAACUUUUUGAAGCGGAGGGCUGAAAGGACGUGAGAUAUAAGUGGAGAGCUGUGUAGGGAAAGAGGGAACAAACCUGAGGGGGGAGCAGUGACGAAGAAAAAGAAACUGAGAAACUGAGAGGAAAAAAAGAGAUCAGGGAUUUGAGAUCGCAUGGGGUCAGGGGGAUUGGGAGCAAGGAGAAGGGUUGGUGGAAUCUAAAAUGUCCUUCAGGAAAGAGGAGAGAAGAAGAAGGAGGAGGAGGGCCACCUAUUUGUGGAUAAGCACUUGGCCUCCUUGUAGUGCUGGGAACUCUGAGACUAAUGAACAAAAAAGGAAAUGAAAAAUAAUAAUGAUACUGCACUGGAGAAAAUAAAAUGUAAAUUUAGCUAGGUUGGGAUUUUAAUGAACUUCUUUUCUAUUGGGUUUUUGGAAUAAUAAUGAGUUGUUAUUUGAUGAUGAACAUAGAUAAAGUAGUACAGUGUCUGUUACUGGAAAAAAGAUUAAAAAACAAUUCCUCAUUACCAGUUUUUUUGUGCUUUUAAUGAUGUCUUACACCAAGUUAGCGGUUUAUCACACCUGCGUAAUCUAAUGCAAUCCAAUACAAUAACCAUGCAAUGAAUCACAUCUUACUGUUUCUGUUACUUUUUUAUUGGCACAGCCAGGCAAUCGUUGGAUCACCUUUGCUGUAAUUGUAGAGGUUGUGUCAUUGGUGUGGUUCUACUGAAUGCAUUAACAAGAUCUCUUUCCAAUAUAAAUGACAACUCUCAAUAAUUAUAUCAACUACCGCCCUUAAAAUGAAAACUCUUUAUUAAUUUUCAUUUGAUCACUUUGUUCGUGUUUUCAGAAUAAACUGGUUACUUGGUGUAAAUGCCAGUGAAAUGGAUCACUGUGCAGGUCUUAAUUCAUGAAUAGCUCCUCCUUUUGUUUUGAGCUUCACAGCCGAAAGAUGGAUUAUAGAGCAGUGAGAACAUUCUGCAAGAAAGUGCAAAGUUGAUCUGGAUUGCAGAGCUGAUUGAUGCAACAUGAUAAAACCUAAUGCUUAAAUAAUAGCUGCGCUGUUGUAGGAUUUCUAACAUGGUGCAAUAAAGGAUGUACUUUGGAAUGAAGCUUGACACACACAAAUAAAAAUCUGUACCCUCUACUCAUUUCUAUUUGUUUCAUACUGAGACAGAUGUUACAUAACUGUAAUGCAUUCAGUGUUAUUCUACUAACUAUUGUAUCUCAACAAAACAAUAUUAAAGUCGUUGGGUGGGAUGAAG